Molecule: messenger RNA, 945 nt
Organism: Scleropages formosus (Asian bonytongue)
Lineage: Eukaryota; Metazoa; Chordata; Actinopteri; Osteoglossiformes; Osteoglossidae
Gene: gadd45gip1
Product: growth arrest and DNA-damage-inducible, gamma interacting protein 1
Exons: 2
Coding region: 51-740 (229 amino acids)
Cellular component (GO): nucleus; mitochondrion
Source: RefSeq, a predicted model, not a curated record
CUGCAGCUACGGGGUCCUUCGUCUGGCCCCAACUACGCACAAGGGUAGCAAUGGCGGCUUCCAUCGUUGCCAGGAGGGCGACGGGGAUAUUGGGCGUCUUGAAAGACGGUUGUUUUCCGAAAUCGGUUUUACCAGUCCUGUCUAGAUGCGGUUGUUUGUUGCAGGUUGCCAACUACAACCCCAGACCUCUCAAGCUGAAUAUCAAGAGCCCGUACAUCCCUGACAAAGAGAGCGAAAAUACGCCCGAGUGGCAAAAGACGGACAAGUACGAUCGCAAACUGUUCGGGCGAUACGGCUCCGUCUCCGGCGUGAACCCGGCCAAGCUGUGGCCGAGUCCCGAGGAGCUGGACAAGCUGAUCGCAGAAGAGAAAGAAUGGCAGCCAUCUCUUGAGGAAAUGCUGAAAAACGUCGAGGAGAAAGAAAUGGAGAAGGCAAAGAAACAGAGGGCCAGGGAGAAAUUAAUCGCUGCCAAUAUGGCCAAGAUGCCGAAGAUGAUCGAGGACUGGCGCCGGGAGACGCGCGCGCUCAAGCAGAAGAAGAAGGAGGACAAGGCGCGUAAGGAGCGGCUCAUCGCGGAGGCGCGCGAGCGUUUUGGCUACGCGCUGGAUCCCCGCAGCCCAAAGUUCCAGGAGAUGGUGCAGGAGAUGGAGAAGGAGGAAAAGAAAAAGAAGAAGCUGCUCAAAAGUCGAAUGAGACAAACUGCUUCUACUUUUCCAGCACCUCCAAUCAAAUCAGAUUAGCUGAUGUGACUGAAGGAAGAACUUUGUACAUAAACUUUCCAUCACAACCAUCCCACUCAUGCUCUGCAGCCAACUGCACAUGAGUGGGAAGCUGUUCCAUGUGUUAUUUCUCAAGAUGAAGAAUUAGUUUACUUGAUUGAGAUUGCUGAUUGAGGUUUUCUAUUAAAGAUGGUCUGGGUAACUGCUCUUGACUUAAAAUUUUAUA